Argentina anserina (silverweed cinquefoil) is the source of this 1193-nucleotide messenger RNA. RefSeq names its product inositol-tetrakisphosphate 1-kinase 1-like. Gene Ontology annotation, molecular function: ATP binding; inositol-1,3,4-trisphosphate 6-kinase activity; inositol-3,4,5,6-tetrakisphosphate 1-kinase activity. Bases 113 to 1036 code for a protein of 307 amino acids. The record is from RefSeq and is a predicted model, not a curated record. Gene Ontology annotation, cellular component: cytoplasm. The transcript has a single exon. Gene Ontology annotation, biological process: inositol trisphosphate metabolic process. NCBI's taxonomy places the organism in Eukaryota, Viridiplantae, Streptophyta, Magnoliopsida, Rosales, Rosaceae.
CGAAAACAUAGCACCAACUUCAGCGUGACAUAUCUCUAACUAUAUAUAUAUACACUCUCGCUGCUACCCAACUCUCCCACCUCUCUCUCGAAUACCAAAUUGAUCGAAAACAAUGUCUAACGGCAACGGGCGACGUCACCGCAUCGGCUACGCUUUUCCUCCCAAGAAAGAGCAGACCUUCAUCCAACCAUCGUUGAUCAGUCACGCCCAACAGAACGGCAUCGAUCUGGUCCCCGUCGAUUCCGGCAAGCCCUUGACCCAGCAGGGACCUUUCGAUUGCAUCAUCCACAAGCUCUACGACGACCAAUGGCAUCAGCAGCUCAAGGAGUUCUCCUCUCUCUAUCCCCGCACCGUCAUCCUCGACCCCCCCGAAUCCAUAGCCCGCCUACACAACCGGGUCUCCAUGCUCGACGUCAUCAACGCCGCAUUUAAAGCCCCCCGGGCCGAGAAUGUCGGGGUCCCCAAACAGAUGCUCAUCCACGACUCUGCCGAAUUAGAAUCCGAUCUGGGCUUGGAGUUUCCCUUGAUCGCCAAGCCUCUACUAGCCAAUGGCAGCGCCAAGUCGCAUCAAAUGUCUAUGGUGUUCAGCAACGAUGGCCUCAAGAAGGUGGACACCCCUAUUCUGCUGCAGAAGUUCGUCAACCACGGAGGCACCAUCUUCAAGGUGUAUGUCAUCGGCGAUUAUACUGAAUGUGUCAAGCGCCGGUCGCUGCCCAAUAUCACCGAUGAGCAGCGCACCAAAUUGGCAUCCGUUGUAAUGCCCUUCUCCCAGAUUUCGAAUGAAGAGGUUAACAUUGAGGGUGUUGAGAUGCCGCCACCUGGGUUUGUGGAGGAGCUGGCCAAGGCCAUCAGCGACGGCCUCAAACUCAAUUUCUUCAACUUCGAUGUCAUCAGGGAUUCCAAUGACAAGCACAGCUACUAUGUUAUUGACAUCAAUUACUUCCCAGGCUAUGCCAAACUCCACAACUUUGAGCAUCUUUUGACAGACUUCUUCUUGGCUGUGCUUUCCAAGAAGUCACCCUCUCAGCCAGAAUGAAGAACCCAGGUGGUUUAAUUAGAGCAAGUCUCGUUGAGGAUGUACUACUUUUCAAGGCAUAAUGCAUCCAUACCUCUUCUUACUAGAGUUUUUGGUUUGCAAUUUAGCUAACAAGUGAAAUGCUGAAUAACUAAUAAAAUGUUACUUUUGAAUUUCA